Messenger RNA from Thecamonas trahens ATCC 50062, 2334 nucleotides. Its product is annotated as cyclopropane-fatty-acyl-phospholipid synthase. Bases 1 to 2334 code for a protein of 777 amino acids. The record is from RefSeq and is a predicted model, not a curated record. The transcript has a single exon. NCBI's taxonomy places the organism in Eukaryota, Apusomonadida, Apusomonadidae.
AUGGCGUACUCAGGCCUAAACUGGACGCAAACGACGCAUGUGCGUCUCUUUGAGCAGGUGCUCGACCAGAGCAUCUCCCACGGCCACAUGCGGGUGGUACUCCCGUCAGGCUCGGAGCUGGGACAAUUCGGCCACCCAACGGCAGCCAAGGCAGUCGACGCCGGCGAACGAGCGGUUGUCCUCUGGAUCCACGACGCCGACAUGCUCUCCAUGGUAGUCUGUGACUCGGACAUCGGGCUGGGUGAUGCCUACAUGCGCGGCAUGUUUGACGUGGCUGAGAUCGUGGUCAGCAGGAGUGCGCCGGCUGACGCAAGCAUGGAAGGGCCGAGCACGGAAAAACUUGUGGCUGACGCAGGCCUGGUGGCGCUGCUGGAGAUCAUGACUCACAACCUCGGGCGGGCGACCGAACUGCUGGACGCCGGCCCUCUGGCUGCGCUCGUGGCCGGUAUGCCCACCCUGGCCGCGGCAUCGGCGCUGUACUGCGCAGGAAAUGCGGUCAACAACAUGCGGCAUCAGCUCCGGUCCAACACGAUUGGUGGCUCGCGUGAAAACAUCGAAGAGCACUACGAUCUUGGCAACGACAUGUACGAGCUCUUCCUCGACGACACUAUGUCGUACUCGUCUGGCAUUCACACUACCGCGUGCGAGGCGCGCCGUUUCGGCCCCGCCGACUGGGACUUUGACGCAACGCCGGAGCUCCCGCUCAAGGCGGGGCAGCUGGCCAAACUCGACGCAGUCAUCGCGCGCGCUGGCAUCCAGCCUGGCGACUCGAUUCUGGAGAUCGGGUGUGGCUGGGGCUCAUUUGCCAUCCGGGCUGCGUCGACCAUUCCCGGCAUCCGUCUCGUUGGCAUCACCAUCUCGCGUGAGCAGCUUGCGCUUGCGCAGAAGAGGGUCACUGCCCUCGGCCUCGACGCAUCCAUCGAGCUUUGCCUUUGUGACUACCGGCUGAUGGGACUCGGUUCCAAGCGGGUGGGCGCCGAUGACGAACUCCCGGUCCCGACCUCGCUGCAGCUGCCAGGCAGCUUUGAUCGAGUUGUCUCGAUCGAAAUGCUUGAGGCUGUUGGCCACGAGCACCUUCCGGGCUACUUUGAGGUUGUCGACCGCAUGCUCAAGCCCAACACGGACGCCAGUGCACUGAUCCAGGUCAUUGGCCUGCCCAACAGCCGGUAUGAGGCGUACAUGCGUGGAUCGGACUUUAUCCGGCGGUUCAUCUUCCCGGGCGGCCACCUGCCGUGCCUUGACGCGCUGGCUUGGGCGACUGGCGACACGAGCUUGGAGCUCGAGUCUGUCGACGACAUCGGGCCUGACUACGCCAUCACUCUCCGGAUGUGGCGGGAGCGUUUCUUAUCUCAUCGUGCCUCUCUCACCGAGUCACUCGGUACACGUUUCGUCAAGAUGUGGGAGUUCUACUUUGCGUACUGCGAGGUCGGCUUUGCGCAAGGCGCCAUCCACGACUGGCAUCUUCGGUAUGUCAAGAAGGCGCCAGCGCCGCCAACAGAUGAACUGCCCCUCCCCGGACUCGCUGAAGAUCGAGCCAAGCCGCGCAACAAGCGCCUGGCCUGGGUCGCACCAUUUGUGGUGUCGCUUUGGAUGGUGGCGGUGGCGUCGAGUGCGGCCCAUGCCGGGCUGCACAUGCUCAUCAUGCCGAUAGCGCUUGCCGCUGCCGUUGCUGGCUUUAACACCGUCGGCGACGGUGGUCAUCACAAGGUCCAUGCCUUUCUUUGGAGUGGUCUUGCCCUUGCCUGGGUCGCCCUCGCUGCCGCCGAACCUGCUGCUGUCGCGCGUGGCCAUGGCCACGAUGCGCGCGAAACCGCUCAUGGCUUCGCGGUGCUGGCGGGUGCCGGACUCUACCUCGGCGAGCUUGUUGUCAUGCUCCGUAGCGGGGUGGCAUCAUGGCGCGCGCUGGUUCUGUUCUUCAUCCAGCCGUGGGCAUGGGCUGUCACCUUUUCUGGCUUUGGUGUUGGCUCGCUGGCCAUGUUCAUGCUGGGCGACAUCGGCAGCGUUGCCAUGGAUGUGCGAACCAUUGUCCGCGCGCGCGGCACGAGUCUCGCCUCGUCGCCGAUCCCACGUUUCGGGUACAUCCUCACAUGGGUCGCUGCUAUCGCCGGGUCAGUCUUUCUCCGACUUGUUCCGCACACCAUCUUUGCCGUUUCCCUCGCUACCUCGCCAGACUUUGGCUGGCUUGCUGUCUUUGCUGCCUUUGCCGCUCUCAUCUACGAUCUCUCACUCCUCGUCGACAUGUCAGUCAAGCUUCGGAUCGAUCAGCGCGAGCAGGCUUCACGCGCCGGCACUGGUCGUGCUGUUGCCGAGCUGCGCGAAGCCGUUGUCUCGUAA